AUGGUGACCCAACGCCAUGCCGCGUACGCGGAAGAGUCCGCCGAGGUGGCAGUUCUGUUUGCCAGCUUAGAUAAGAUGAAGUCGGUGUCGAAGAAGAUCCAAGGCUCCAUGGCUCGCUUGAAUGAGACAGGUCGGACUGUGCAAGAUGCGAUAGGGCCUAUUUACGGCAACACGCAACGUCUGCAGAUACAGAACAACAAUAUCGACAAGAUUCAGGCCGCAAUAGACAAGGUCAAGCAGCCACUGGACAUGCGGAAUAAGGAAGAGCGCAUUCUACGGAAUCGACCGGACAAAGUGGGCUUGACUGAGUACAUUGCCAGCAUUGACCGUACCAACCAAGCUCUGAAAUCACUGAAAGCGUCGAACAUGCGCUCAAAUCAAGUUGCGAUCUCAGAGUUGAGCAGUCUGCUGGCAGUGGGUACAGGCAAUCUGGAGAACGUGUUCAGGGACAUGCUGCGGCAAGAUUCACAACCAAUCGAGCCAUUGAAGCAGAUCACACAAGGACAGGACUUUCCCCGAAUAUCAUCGAACCAGUCUGCACAACUGCGAACCAUCAACACCAAUAUCUCGAACUUCACAUCACAAGUCGCACCAGGAACCGAUCUCACCCCUUCAGCGAAGGUAUACGCCCACGAAAGGGGACAGUACAUGUCACUGUCACUACAAAACCUGGCUACUGCGACAAUCUCCACGGCAAAGAAGGUGGCUGCUGAUGCAGUCUACAGACCAGGAACCUGUGCCAUCAUGACAUACGCUACUGGUAUACAGGGAAUGUACAUUGCCGAAUACGACAACAUAUGUCCGAUAUUCAGUCGAGAGGAGUGGGGAGCGGUUCUGUUGGCGACAUGUCAGGAAUCAUUAAGAACAUUCUCUUCUACACUGCGUGAUCUGGACGCUCACAUCAGGAACCACUUGAUCACUGACUGCUAUCUCGCAUACGAAAUCAUUGACGUGGUCUCCAACACAUCAUUCCAGAUCGAGAGUCAUACGGGCGAGCUGAAGCAUGCCAUUUCAGAUGCAUUGAAGCCAGUGCGAGAAACGGCCAAAUCUUCUCUGUCCACCUUGCUCGGUGACAUCAGGUCCAAGAUGAACCAGAUGCUGCAACUUCCAGGAGAUGGUGGUCCACUCCCGUUGACAACAGAUGUCAUGGCCAGACUGCAACUCAUGACGGCAUAUCUCUCACCUCUGAGCAGCAUCAUGCGCAGCAUAGGCAAUGGUGGAUGGAAUCGGCCUAACGAUGCAGCAUCAACCAAUUCCGUGCCAACACUGUCCUCGUUCGAUGUCGGUGCUGAUGGCAAGCAGCUUUUUGCUCACUAUUGCACAGACAGCAUCGAAACACUCCUUUCAAGCUUGGAAUCGAAGGCCAGGCAGCUGCAGAAAGGCAAGAGCUUGCAGGGAAUCUUCCUCGCGAACAACAUUGCCAUCAUUGAGCGCAUGAUCCGACAAUCUGAGCUGCAGACCCUGCUCGGCGGGGCGCAACCGAAAGUGGACGGCUGGAAGAAGAAGGCCACGAACUUGUACUUGGACGCCUGGAAGAACGAAGUCAGCCCAUUCUUGCUCGAUGUGCAGUACACCAGCAAACAAAUGCGCCCACCAUCGACAGGCCAGGCAGUUGAUUCGGCAACCAUCCUCAAAACGCUAUCGAGCAAGGACAAGGACGCAAUCAAAGAGAAGUUCAAGAACUUCAAUACUGCAUUUGACGACCUCCUGGCCAGACACAAAUCUUUCAAGAUGGAGCCAGAGGUCCGCGGUCUGCUUGGUCGCGAGGUACAAAAGUUCAUGGAGCCUCUGUAUGCUCGGUUCUGGGAACGAUACCACGAGGUUGACAAGGGAAAAGGAAAGUACGUCAAGUACGACAAGGGCCAACUCAGCAGCAUGCUGGCUUCUCUGAGCUAG
Zasmidium cellare ATCC 36951 is the source of this 1896-nucleotide messenger RNA. RefSeq lists its product as uncharacterized. Gene Ontology annotation, biological process: exocytosis. Lineage: Eukaryota; Fungi; Ascomycota; Dothideomycetes; Mycosphaerellales; Mycosphaerellaceae. Gene Ontology annotation, cellular component: exocyst. The record is from RefSeq and is a predicted model, not a curated record. The transcript has a single exon. The coding region runs from base 1 to 1896 and encodes 631 amino acids. Gene Ontology annotation, molecular function: phosphatidylinositol-4,5-bisphosphate binding.